Pogoniulus pusillus (Red-fronted tinkerbird) is the source of this 2641-nucleotide messenger RNA. RefSeq names its product intracisternal A particle-promoted polypeptide (gene IPP). Bases 39 to 1790 code for a protein of 583 amino acids. The record is from RefSeq and is a predicted model, not a curated record. The transcript is spliced from 8 exons. Lineage: Eukaryota; Metazoa; Chordata; Aves; Piciformes; Lybiidae. Gene Ontology annotation, molecular function: actin binding.
GAGGGAGCGGGGGCAGCUGCUGCUGGCUUGGCGGAGUCAUGGCGUGUGCUGCGGCGGCUAAGAACGGUGGAAGCUCCUUCUCCGACCGGCACGCCCGCCUUCUCCUAGCUCAGAUCAACCGGCUGCGGGCCGGGGAGAGCUUCUGCGACGUGCGGCUGGAGGUGGGCCCGGAGGCAUUCGCCGUUCAUCGGCUGGUGCUGGCGGCCAGCAGCCCCUACUUCGCAGCGCUCUUCGCCAGCGGCAUGAAGGAGUCCGGCCGGGACGUGGUGCGGAUCGCAGGCGUCGAGGCGGACACCUUCCACACGCUCCUCGACUUCAUCUACACAGGGGUGGUGAGCAUCGGGGAGCACAACGUUCAGGAGCUGAUCGUCGCCGCCGACAUGCUGCAGCUCACCGAGGUGGUGGAGCUCUGCUGCGAGUUCCUGAAGGGGCAGAUCGACCCGCUGAAUUGCAUCGGCCUCUUCCAGUUCUCCGAGCAGAUCGCCUGUCAUGACUUAAUGGAGUUCAGCGAGAGCUACAUCCAUGCACACUUCUUGGAGGUGCAGAGCGGGGAGGAGUUCCUGGCGCUGACCAAAGAGCAACUGGUGAAGAUCUUGCGAAGCGAGGACCUCAGCAUCGAGGACGAGUACCAGGUUUUUAUAGCGGCAAUGCAGUGGAUUUUGAAGGAUGUGGGGAAAAGGAAGAAAUAUGUCGUAGAAGUACUGGAGCCUGUCCGAUUCCCUCUGCUACCAGCACAGAAGCUAUUAAAAUAUAUAGAAAGUAUUCCAGAUUUCAGCCUUCGAGUGGCCCUGCAGACUCUGUUGAAAGAAUAUUGUGAAGUUUGUAAAUCUCCCAAAGAGAACAAGGUCAGCAGUUUUCUGCAAGCUUCUAAAGGUCGUCCCCGGAGGAAAGCCAGGAAGUACCUUUAUGCAGUAGGUGGCUAUACCCGUUUGCAAGGAGGGCGCUGGAGUGACAGUAGAGCCCUCAGCUGUGUGGAACGAUUUGACACCUUCAGCCACUACUGGACCACAGUGUCCUCUCUCCACCAGGCCCGGAGUGGGCUGGGUGUGGCUGUGGUGGGAGGAAUGAUCUAUGCCAUUGGAGGUGAGGACAGUGCGAUGAUUUUUGACUGUACUGAACGUUAUGAUCCUGUAACUAAACAGUGGAGCACUGUGGCUUACAUGAACCAUCCCCGUUGUGGACUGGGAGUUUGCACAUGCUAUGGUGCUAUCUAUGCUCUGGGAGGUUGGGUUGGAGCAGAGAUUGGCAACACAAUUGAAAGAUUCGAUCCUGAAGAAAACAGUUGGGAUGUGGUGGGAAACAUGGCUGUGCCCCGUUACUGCUUUGGGUGUUGUGAAAUGCAAGGUUUGAUUUAUGUUGUGGGUGGUAUCAGCAGUGAAGGUGUAGAGCUGCGUUCUGUUGAAGUCUAUGACCCAAUAUCUAAACGUUGGUCUGAGCUCGCUCCAAUGGGCACCCAAAGAGCAUAUCUUGGUGUAGCUGCUCUCAACGAUUGUAUCUAUGCUGUGGGAGGCUGGAAUGAAUCUCAGGAUGCACUUGCUACUGUAGAAAGAUAUUCCUUUGAAGAGGAAAAGUGGGCUGAAGUUGCAUCAAUGAAGAUACCAAGAGCUGGUGUCUGUGUUGUGGCUGUGAAUGGGUUUCUUUAUGCCUUGGGAGGCCGAGCUCCCAGUCAGGAUUUUGCUGCUCCAGUAACCUCUGACUCUGUUGAAGUUUAUAACCCUCAUAUGGACAGUUGGACUGAAAUUGCCAACAUGAUCACCAGUCGCUGUGAAGGAGGUGUAGCUGUGCUGUAAAACACGCAAGAGGAAAUCUCAGUGACAAAAUGGGUAAAUCCAUCUUCUCAGAUUUCUGGUUUCAUUGGCCAGGAACCUCUGCUAACACAGGAGCUUCAGUAGAGACAGCGGAGGAUUAAAUCGGAGGGCUUCUCAUGAGCAAAAGGAAAUUGUAAAAUUCUUGUCCAGUGUCUGUCUCAGGAAGUGUUCUGUUACAAGAAUGCUUCUUAUGACUGGAUUGAGCUCACAGUAUUAAUGGUAAAUCUGUCCUGUAAAAAAUCCUGAAGAAAUCAUUCCAGCUCUCUGAGGUGCCUCAAAGCUGGCCUUAGUCUGGAAGGAGGUUACUAUUGGAGAGCUAGGAGUUACCUGCAGAUGGGCUACUUGAUUAGUAUUAGAAGCCCUUUUCUGGUGGAAAAUAAGGAAGAGAAGGUAACAGGGAAGACUUAAUACCACUACAUAGGACCUUGAUGCAUUUGAGCCUCUUUUCUGGUGCCAGACAUGACAGGCAUUAAAUAAGGAAUUGAAUAUUUGCUUUCUGAUCACUCUGCUAACUUGGAUGGUGACUGGCUGAGAAUUUUCUGUUCUGGAAGGUUAUUCUCAGUUCUACCAAGUUCACUCCACCUCAGCACAGGCUCCUCAGUGGUAUCAGUGACAACAGUAAAGCUCCUUGUUAUAUAAGAUCUGAUGAAUUUUAAGUGGAAAUGCUAUUUAUUAGAUUAGCUGCUGGUUUUAAGCCUGCUUUUAGUAUAAAAAUACAGGGAAAGCAUUUUGUUCUUCCUAAACCUUUUUUCCUCCUUAAAUAUUUUACACUGUGUGGCACAUGCUGGGACUUGGCAUUGGAAUACAUGGUAUUCUAUGAGGUACACACGUGC